Molecule: messenger RNA, 2096 nt
Organism: Diorhabda carinulata
Lineage: Eukaryota; Metazoa; Arthropoda; Insecta; Coleoptera; Chrysomelidae
Product: elongation factor 1-alpha-like
Exons: 4
Coding region: 307-1692 (461 amino acids)
Biological process (GO): translational elongation; translation
Molecular function (GO): translation elongation factor activity; GTPase activity; GTP binding
Source: RefSeq, a predicted model, not a curated record
GUUAUUCUUCCCCUAUUUUCCUUUCUUCUCCAUUCAUUUAAGAUUUACAAUUCAUUUUUAUUAAAAUGAUAAUCAGUUUAUAAAUACUCAUAUAUAUAUUUGUCAGUACACCAUAAAAGAGAAAUAUUAUAUUUAACAAAAAUUACGGAAUUGAAUUUAUCUUUACUAUGUACUUCUAUAAAUCAAUACUUCACCCCUCCAUGGAAACCUCUCCUCUAAUUUCCGUCAGCUCGCGCUUGUAAGGUCCCGUCGAUUUUCUCGGUCUCUUGCUGUGCUUUUGGGCAGGAAGAAGAAUAAUUCAUCACAAUGGGUAAAGAAAAAGUUCAUAUUAACAUUGUCGUAAUUGGUCACGUAGACUCUGGUAAGUCUACGUCGACUGGUCAUUUAAUUUAUAAGUGUGGAGGUAUUGACAAACGUACUAUAGAGAAAUUCGAAAAAGAAGCCCAAGAAAUGGGAAAGGGCUCUUUUAAAUAUGCCUGGGUAUUGGAUAAGCUUAAAGCCGAGCGUGAACGUGGUAUAACCAUCGACAUAGCUUUAUGGAAAUUUGAAACCGCCAAGUAUUAUGUGACUAUCAUCGACGCUCCGGGCCAUAGAGAUUUUAUCAAGAAUAUGAUUACUGGAACAUCCCAAGCUGACUGUGCCGUGCUUAUCGUAGCAGCCGGUACGGGAGAAUUUGAAGCUGGUAUUUCGAAAAACGGACAAACCCGUGAACACGCUCUGCUCGCUUUCACUCUCGGUGUCAAACAGCUCAUUGUAGGAGUUAACAAGAUGGAUUCUACGGAACCGCCAUAUUCCGAAGCGCGUUUCGAAGAAAUAAAGAAAGAAGUAUCUUCGUACAUUAAGAAAAUUGGAUAUAAUCCGGCAGCUGUUGCAUUCGUUCCUAUUUCCGGAUGGCAUGGAGAUAAUAUGUUGGAAAUUUCUGAUAAGAUGCCUUGGUUCAAAGGGUGGGCGGUCGAACGUAAAGAAGGCAAAGCUGAAGGAAAGACAUUAAUCGAAGCUCUAGACGCGAUUUUACCACCUUCUCGACCUACCGAAAAGCCUUUAAGACUUCCUCUUCAGGAUGUAUACAAAAUCGGUGGUAUUGGUACAGUACCUGUUGGUAGAGUCGAAACCGGUAUUCUGAAACCCGGUAUGGUGGUAACUUUCGCACCUGUCGGUCUAACUACGGAAGUCAAAUCUGUUGAAAUGCAUCACGAAGGUCUUCAAGAAGCUGUACCAGGAGAUAAUGUCGGAUUUAACGUGAAAAACGUGUCUGUCAAAGAAUUGAGGCGUGGAUAUGUAGCGGGAGAUUCCAAAAAUAAUCCUCCGAAAGGUGCUUCUGAUUUUAUGGCACAGGUGAUAGUACUGAAUCAUCCAGGUCAAAUUGCUAAUGGAUACACGCCCGUAUUGGACUGUCAUACAGCUCAUAUCGCGUGUAAAUUUGCGGAGAUUAAAGAAAAAUGCGACCGUCGUACUGGUAAAACAACAGAAGAAAAUCCUAAAGCUAUAAAAAGCGGAGACGCGGCAAUCGUGAAUCUCGUUCCAUCUAAACCGAUGUGCGUUGAAUCUUUCCAAGAAUUUCCGCCAUUGGGUCGUUUCGCCGUACGCGAUAUGCGUCAAACUGUUGCCGUCGGCGUUAUAAAAUCUGUAACAUUUAAAGAUACUGCCGGUAAAGUAACGAAGGCGGCCGAAAAGGCCCAAAAGAAGAAAUAACUAGGCUCAGUGCCGCCUCGUACCGCUAUAGGCAACAAGGAAAUCAUCAUUUAUCUUUAUUAUUAUUUGUUGUUUAGGUGGUUGCAGCGGAAUUAUUUUCAUCGGAAGGAGUUUAGAAGGAAAGAUGAUGCGUUGAAAAAAUUUAGUUUCCUUUUAAUUUCUUAUUCGAUUAUUUGAUGUUAUUUAUUGGAAUUUUUCUUUUCAUUUUAAUUUUGAUUGAAAUGAUUCGAUUCUAUUCGAUUUAUUGUUGUAUGUUGAUUCUGUAUUGAUUAUGUAGGAUGUAAGUUAUUUUUAAUAAUUGAUAUUAUUUGUUAUACUUUUGAGUUGAAAAUUGAUGCCGAUAGACUUGAUAAAUAUAAACGUGUAUAAGCUUCUUACUAUCUAAUAAAGAAGCUCUUGAACAA